Mytilus trossulus (common blue mussel) is the source of this 4225-nucleotide messenger RNA. RefSeq lists its product as uncharacterized. The record is from RefSeq and is a predicted model, not a curated record. The transcript is spliced from 2 exons. The coding region runs from base 38 to 4225 and encodes 1395 amino acids. NCBI's taxonomy places the organism in Eukaryota, Metazoa, Mollusca, Bivalvia, Mytilida, Mytilidae.
AGAAAUUUGUGCGAUAGUGCACUAGAAGAACUCUGAAAUGUCAGACCACCAGUGUGAUCUGGAGUUUGACAUUUUGGAAGUGGAUCUAGACCAAAAGGACGAAGAAAUGUUUUCUCAGUCGGCACAGAAAGACCAAAAUCUUGGGUCAGAUAUUGAUAUGAUUGAUGAAGAAAUUCAAAGAAAGAAUGAAAGAAUUAUUCAAUUGGAAUUAAUGCUAGAGGAAAAGCAAGAUUGGUUCAAUCUAAAGUCCCAAAUGGUUAAGAAGCUUGAGGGAGAACUCAACUAUGUCCAUGCACGUCACCCAGAGCGUUUUACCUUUGAUGAUGCCGGGACAAGCUUGGUACCUAAGUCAUUAGAACAAACAUUGAAAGAUCUGGAGAGAGAAGAGAGAGAAGAAACAUUCCGUACACAGUACAUGCCCGUUUAUCAUAGAGAAAUCGAAGUAUUUCGAAAACGAGGCAAAUACCCAACUAAUGUCCCGUAUUUUAAUGAGGUAUCCAUUGCAUCAGAAUUUUUAAAGAAGAAAUAUCUAGAGGCGUUUGGCGAGUGUUUUUCUUUCGAUUACAAAAAGAAGUCUUUUCCAGUUAGACCAGACCGAUCCCCUUAUACACACGUCAGACCAUCUCAUUCUUCGUUUAUACAACGAGAGGGUAACAGGACAUUCUUGGUUUCCGGUCAUCUUGGUGAGACAGAGCUACUUCCAGAUGUUACAGAGGGAUGUGAUCUGGAAAGGUUUUCCGAAAUUCCAGCAAACGAGUCUUUAAUCGGGUUGGAUGAUUUAAAAUUAACGUAUUCAAUAGAAAAUUUAACCAGGGCCAAGAAAAGUCAAGAUAAUGAAGAUUGCGACUGGAAAGACAUGACAUCGAUAAACAUUGCUUAUGAACUAAAACUUGAUAAACAAGUCAACUUUGAUGAGAAUAAGAUAAGAAAGAAUAGUGGUGAUAACCUCACAGAAACAGGAACCAUAACAAAUGAAGCUGUUGCGAAGAACUGGUGGCAAGUUGGAGACAGUUUUAACAUGUGGAGGACAAGACCAAAGCUUCAACGUCCAACAUCACCACGCCCAUAUCAUGAUCAAAAUCAAGCAGACCAUGCUAAUAAUGUUGUAGAAUUGAUAAAUGGAAAAAAUCAAUUCAAUACUGUCAUUGGAACAGCCAAAAAACUUCCAACUGAAACAUCGAAAGAACAUGGACUCAAGAAAUCUUUAAGUAUGGAAUCUGUAUUUGAAGAAGAUGGAACAAAAAUGCGCCCAAGUUUUAAAUGGCAAAUGGGAGACGAAUGUGUUUCCUUAGAAAAGUAUAUUCAUGUGUACACCAGAAAUCCAGAAGAUUUGUACGAAGCUGUCAAAAAACGGGCUAUUGAAAAAGAGGAAGAAGAAGACUACGAGGAAAACGAAUUGUAUCGUGACGAAAUCAAAGCUAGUCUUAUCGGUAUCGAUAAAACAAAAAUGAAGUCAAAUUUAAGAAUUUUAGAUAAGUUUAUAAAAGUAGAAGAAGAAAAAGAAAAAGCUAAAUCAGAACUGAAACAAGUCCACUCUGAGAAUGCUGAUGAGGCAAUAGAUGGUACCCUUAAUGAAAAAAGAAGAGCCGAGGAGGAAAAGACAGUUCUUAUACCAGACCAAACCGGAAGUUGUUAUGAGGAUAUACACGGUACAGAGGACGUCGGUUAUGAGAAGAAAAUGAAUACUACCUUUGACAUAAUUGAAGAAAUCAAAGCGAGUCUAAUCAGUUUCGAUAAAAAUAAAAUUAAGUCAAAUUUGAGAAUUUUAGAUAAUUUGAUAAGAGAAGAAAAAGAAAAAGCGAAAUCAGAACUGAAACAAGUCCACACUGCGCAUGUUGACCAGGCCGCCAUAGAUGUUACUGAUAAUAAAUCAGAACUGAAUCAAGUCCACACUGAGAAUGUUGACCAGGCCGCCAUAGAUGUUACCGAUAAUAAAUCAGAACUGAAACAAGUCCACACUGAGAAUGUUGACCAGGCCGCCGUAGAUGUUACCGGUAACGAUAAAAUAAAAGACGAAAAGGAAAAGAUAGUUCUGCCACCAGACCAAACCGGAAGUUCUUAUGAGGAUACAGACGGUUCAAAAGAAGUUGAUUAUGAGAAAAAUAUUAAUACUUGUUUUGACAUAAUUUUUGAAAAACCAAAGAAAAGAAUGUCUAAACCUAAACUCUCCUCCGAAAAUAGAAAGACCGCCAAUCUGAUGCCUAACGUAUUAGACCAAAACAUUAAGAGAAAUGAAAACAAAGAAGAUGUAAAACUGGAGGAAAAGAAAAUUAAUAUUAGUUUUGAAAUUAUGUUUGACAAACCAAAGAAACAUACUCCUAAACCCAAACUAUCCUCGGAAAAAAGAAAAAUAUUCAAUCUUAUGCCGAACGCCAUAGACCCGAAUAUUAAGAGCAAUGAAUAUAUUGAAGAUGUUAAACUAGAGGAAAAGAAAGUUAAUACUAGUUUUGAUAUUAUGUUUGACAGUCCAAAGAAAAAAAGGACUAGACCAAAACUCACUUCUGCUGGAAGAAAGGAAAAUCUUCAAUUGAAACAUUCUAUUGACGAAAAGAAAGAUAAAAGUUAUGAUAACGAGCAAAGAGAAGAUGCAACAACUACAGACAAUCAAAUUGCUGUUGAAAAAGAUGCAUUAAAGAAAAAUGUAAGUUUUGAUAUCUUUUUCGAGAGUCAAAAGAAACUGAAACCUAAGCCAAAGCUGAGCGUUAUCAAUAGAAAGCAGGAAAAGGAAACAAAAUACAACAUUGAUGAUAACGGAGUCCGAAAAGAAGAGAAGCAUGAUAAAUUGCCUAACGAGGUCCGAAAAGAAGAGAAUCAUGAGAAAUUGCUUAACGAGGUCCGAAAAGAAAAGAAGCAUGAGAAAUUGCCUAACGAGAUCCGAAAAGAAGAGAAUCAUGAGAAAUUGCCUAUAGUACAUAGUAAACCAACUGAGGUAAACCUUUCAAAUGGAGAAAAGUUCACAAAUGGAAAACUCGGAGGAAAGUUCACAAAUGGAAAACUCGGAGGAAAGUUUACCAGUGACGUCAUUAGGAAAGAUAACAAUGAAAUCCGGUUCAGAUUUUCAUUCCUUCAUGGUACCACAACCAUCCCAAGCAGAAUCCCAUUAAUGGUCAAGUUAUUUAAUGGAGAAAACACGUCUCUAACCAGAUUAAACAAUGAAAGGCCACGCAUUAAUUCAGCCAGAAGUAUUCCUGUCCGUGUAUUGACGGUUACAAACACAAACAGGGCAACAAUGACAGGUCCUUUGGCGGUAAGAUCGUUCCCGGGGAGCAACACAUCAGUAAGACGAGGAACUGAUCUCAAAAUCAAUAGGACAAAAAAUGCUAAAAGUCCAAGCGAUGAUAGUAGAUUGCCAAGAAAGAGAGAAAGAUGUACAAAAUUGCCCAGGAUCACAAGAAAAUCCAGAAUACCGGUCCGAAUAAAGAGCUAUGUUUGGAAUACUUUUGAAAGUGAAGACAAGCGAAACAUAGAUGAAGGUAGACGCUUACUUGCACCUUUAAGCAGGAUUCCAAUUCCAAAAGAUAGAAUACGUCGUCCGAGUGACUGUAUUAUACCAAGGCUCAACCCGAAUGAACAUUUACCCAAAAUUUCUCAUGAUAUUUGUUCAAAGAAAGAAGAGCAAGCUAAACUUCCAGUAGCAAAUCGGAAUCUUGUUCCUCCUAAUCCCAUGAGCAUAGGCGAGAAAGGCGAAAGAACUUGUCCAGGAUCAACAUCGGAAUUCCUGCAGCUACCGGCAAUACCUACCCAGAAUGCAAUGGUUAAAACAAGUCAUCCUGUAUCAACAUCAGGAUUAACUCGUCACACGCAGAUACAUAGAAGAAAGGAAUUCGUAGAGGAAAACAGAAUAGUAUCGCCUUCUGUUAUGGGAAUGUUACCUCCAAUAGGCGACAGAAGUGACACGUAUGUAAACCGACCCCUGUCAGCAUCUGGAUUCACAAAACUUCCACCGAUUAAAACCACAAACAAAACAAUAGAAAUGGAUCGUCUGAAGUCGUCUGCUAGGUUAUCGCCAUUGUUUAUCGCAUUUGAGAAUACAGAACAUAGACCAUUAUCGGCAUGUGGAUCACCAAAACUUCCACCAAUCAUAGAUGGAAACACCAUCGAAAUGAGGCCUACGUCAUCAUUAUCUGGUUAUACGCUACUCCCACCAAUACAAAGUUAUAAGGGAGGCUCAGAUGAAGACGAAAAAGUACCAGCUGAACAAUCAAACCGAUCGAGAGGAAACUGA